Trametes versicolor FP-101664 SS1 is the source of this 621-nucleotide messenger RNA. RefSeq lists its product as uncharacterized. The annotation marks the transcript as partial. The record is from RefSeq and is a predicted model, not a curated record. The transcript has a single exon. NCBI's taxonomy places the organism in Eukaryota, Fungi, Basidiomycota, Agaricomycetes, Polyporales, Polyporaceae.
CAGGACGUACCUCGCGCGAUCGAAUUCCUCGAGGCGGUCGAGGAGAUCAAGGACCUACCUACCGACGGUUGUAGCCCGGGCGAGCUGCAGGAAGCUCAGCUUGUCGGUCUUGUCGGCGAUAUAUUCAUGUCAUUCAUGGAUGCGUUUGUUCGCCCCGACUGGUCCCUCUCGCAGCAGCUGGUCUCGCUUAGCAAGUUCGCUCAUGCAGCGUUCGCGCUCUUCCGCAUUCACGGGGUCAAUUUUAUGCCGAAUCAGCUGUAUAGUGAUAUGCAGAUGACGGUCAAGAACGCAUUCUUCUGCAUCGCAAAGCAGCAGGAGUUGGACGGAUCACAGCCCUUUUACCUGUUCCUUCUUGGCGACGAUCGACUCGAAAAUCUCUUUGGACGGGUGCGGAUGCAGGGAGGACACAGUCCCAACUUCUCCUUCAAGCAACUAGUAGAUCGUCUUGCAGCAGCCAUGGAUCUCGACGCAAUCUUCACCCGACACCCUUCCCUUGACCCUGGGUUCCGUCGCCUCAAGAUUACUCGUACGGAACACCUGGAUCAUCUGAAUCCGGAGUCUUGGAGAGGAGAUGCUGUCGCAGACCAGGUCAGUCUUGACAAUGCAUGGCGUGAAGGCCAG